This is a messenger RNA of Pocillopora meandrina, 2492 nucleotides long. NCBI's taxonomy places the organism in Eukaryota, Metazoa, Cnidaria, Anthozoa, Scleractinia, Pocilloporidae. The record is from the annotation of a GenBank genome assembly.
CAAGCUUCAAAUCCAGACAAAAUGGACAGAUUACAAAAAGCGGCUGUAUUUACAGGACCAACGAUCAAAUUUUUGUAUUGGUAAGUGGUUUACUAUAACAAUCGAGUUCCUCGAAUUCCGAGAAAAUUGAUUUACGUAACUAAGAUUGAUUCUACAGUUCACAGAAAUAUCACAAUCUUCAUCUUUGUGUGUAAAUAACGAUUAGUUUAAAUGUUUUCUUAUGUUUCUCUUUUUUUAAGAUCUACCAAAUGUCUAUCAGCAAAAGCUUAGCAAAAACAGUAUUGAAGUGUACGACGCUUAUUAAGUAUAAGAAGUCUCACUGAGUUUUAGUGAAGUAUUAGCAAGGUCUAAUAUUAAUUUCCUUAGGAUCGAAUUUUUUAAAAGGGUAGUCUGUUGAGAUCUUAGUAGAAGGAAGUUAUUGUUUAAUUUUAAAGUUCGAAGGAACUUUCUUUGCCAUUAACGAUAAUACGGACAUAAUACUUGAUUGAUGAACUUUUUAGGACAUGCAUGUAGCCUUGAACACUUGACAAGAUCUGACAAAGCAGGACACGUGUUCGCGUGUAUCGAUUGUUCAUGCCAUGUGUUAAGAAAUACUUUAUUUUGAUAUUAUGCGAAAAUAUUGAUAGCAGAAAAUAAUUUUUAGCUCAGGUUCAAAUUAUGUUGCAGCUUAUCUUAGUUAAGUCAAUUUGAUUUCAAUGUUGGAUUUAUUAUUCAAACACAAUUACUUCCAUUUCAGGCGGUAACCAGUAAAAUUUACCGCCUGUAGCACCCUAUAUCACUGCCUAAAAUCAGCUGGAAUUCCUGAAAAUUUAACAGGUAUAAAGAUUACUCUACUGGCUUGAAAAUUUCUUUUACCUGUUGUGCUUAAAAUAAUGGAGAAUACUAAAAUGGUUAAAGUAGGAACUCCAAUCUCCAGCUGCUGCACUCUACAAUAUGUUCAUUAUAGGUGGGAACAUGCCUCAUCUAAGCUAAAUGCCAUUUGUGUGAACAAAAGCAUAAUAAAUUUGACUCCUGUUGCCUGGAUAAAACUUUGUGGCAUUGUAUUCUUAGUUUGCUUUUGUCUCAUGCUCUCUAGUUAUUCCUGAGGAUACAGAAAGGUGUUUGAAGAGUAUGCACAAUUCAUUCACCAAAACUUUCCCAAAGUUCGCAUAGAAGGCGACAAUUAUCCUCCACCCCGUCCCCGUCAGAUGUUGGCUAGUGUUCUCAGUCUUGCCAAAUUAGCAGUCAUGGCAAUUGUUCUUCUUGGUGAGUGGUUACAGAUAUGGGAAAGUCUUAAUGUUGACCCACCUCAAGUUUAUAUUUGGGCCACACAGAACAAGGUAUUUAAGAUGUUUUGUAUUUAAUCUGUCAGAAACCCUUUUGGAGGUUUACAAACCAAUCUCUGUCAGCAACUAGUAUUCUUUACUGAGCAAACCACUGGUCUUCUUGGAACACUGCACAACGUGCUUAGCCCAGUAUUCUAGGGAAUCACCAGCAACCAGCAUUUUCAUUGGUUUCUGCAACUUUUUUUUCAUUCAUUUGCUAUUUACAUCAGAGUUCUACAUUUAAAAUGUCUAGAUCUCAAUUUAAACCAUCUGUGGGCUAGUGUUUGUUGUGCCUAUAAAAAAAUUCUUUAGAAAAUACUCUUGACUAUUUGAUUGAUCUUUCACCACUGAUCAUGAUUUUCAGGCUUCUUGGAGCCUUUUGUAGAAAGCAACUGUAAAAUUUGAUCACAGAUACAACUGGUUACAUUCUAGUUAUCAAGAGUUUUUUUUUCUUUCAAAACCACCAUCAUGCCCCUUGUGUGGACUUACAGCAGGGAUGAUCAAUCAGGCUAAUUUAAAGCUUAACCUGCAAUCCUCUGCUCAGGAAACAUACACUUACCUAAAGUAACUAAUUUUUUAGCACAAAGUCUUCAACAAGGACUGUAGAAAGCUAAAAGUCAUGAGGGUUCUUUUUGUUUUAUUACACAGAUGUAUGCCUGUAUUCUGAUAUUUUUUGUCACAAACAUGAUUGAAGGGCAGUUAAUAUCCACUGGAGCUUUUGAAGUGUCACUUAAUGGUAUGUUCAUUUUGACAAUUUUGCCUCAGAAAAUUGCAGUUGUUAUGUAAUUUAGCUCUAGAUGUAAAGUUCAUUCCCAUUCUGAGUUCAGAUAUUUAGUGUUAUCAACUGAGUUGAUAAUGUAAAUUGGCCAUGGUAAAUAGCUCAAAAGCUGACAUUUUGAGCAUCAGCCCUUCAACAUUUACUCUGACAAAGGGCUAACACUCUAAAUGUCAGUUUUGAAACUCUUUACAGUGGCUAAUUUAAGUCAUCGACUCAAUUGAUAAGUCUAAAUUACCCUGUUAUACUCUCCCACUAAUACAGCACCACAGUUUCUUUAGAAACUUACCCCAUUUAUUCAUUUGUUUUCAGAUAUGCCAAUUUGGUCCAAACUUGAGUCUGGUCGCCUUCCAAACCCCAGUGAGCUUCAUCAGAUCAUUGAAAAUCAGCUCAAGUUUAGUCCUAUACAUUAA